Messenger RNA from Meloidogyne enterolobii, 1853 nucleotides. Lineage: Eukaryota; Metazoa; Nematoda; Chromadorea; Rhabditida; Meloidogynidae. The record is from the annotation of a GenBank genome assembly.
UUUGUGAGGGACAAAUAAGGCGAAUUUCCAAUUUAUUCAUCGAUUUAUUAUUUUAUUAUCAUUUUCUAUUUUUCAUUCGUUUCCUUCGCUCAUUCACAUUUUUUAAAACUCAUUUUUUACAUUGCGCGCAGUUAAAGAUACAAACUUUCUCUCGUUUCUGUCCUUAUGGGAAAGCAUGUCUGUCCAAAUUUAUUUUCUUUUAGUUCCUAAUCCUUUACCGAUUUCAAAUUUUAUAUUUAAUUUUUAAAAAUUUUUUUUAAUUUCUCAGGUAAAUAAUGGCCAAUAUUUCCGUCAAUGGAGUCGAUGAUUUGUUUGUUUUAAAGGAAAAACUAAAUUCAAUCCGCGAAGAAAUAAAUUUACUGCGAUGGCCACCAAAAGAACAACAAAAUCAGAAUGCCUUUUUUCACUGUUUUAUGGCCCUUUUUAUUUUUUUGAUGCAAUGUGGAUUUGCUUUUCUUGAAGCAGGAGCCGUGAGAGCGAAGAAUAUUACAAAUAUACUUACUAAAAAUGUUCUUGAUUCUUUGAUUACAAUUAUUUCCUAUUGGUCAGUAGGAUGGGCUUUAGCUUAUGGGCCUAAUGCUAACGAGGCACUUUCUGGCCUUUUUGGUUGGUCACAAUUCCUUGGUUUUGGACUCGACAAUUUUUCUCGUUUCUUCUUUCAAUACGUUUUUGCUGCGCGUGCGUCAACAAUAAUUUCUGGGGCUGUAGCAGAGAGAGCUGAAUUUACAACAUUCCUUGCUUAUUCAUUAUUUGUUCCAGCUAUUGUCUAUCCAAUUUUAACUCAUUGGGGGUGGUCAGAUCAAGGAUGGUUGGCUCGAGGUAUUCGCAUUGAUUCAAGUAAUUAUCACACAACUUACAUGGACUUUGCUGGAGCUGGAGUUGUCCAUCUUUGUGGCGGAGUAAUUUCCCUUGUGGCAGCUUGGAUGAUUGGCCCUCGAGUCGGACGUUUCUCAACAAACGGCCAUGCAACUCGUAUAGAGGGGCAUUCUGUACCUCUUGCCUCGUUGGGUGGUUUUAUUCUUAUGCUUGGAUUCCUUGCUUUCAAUGGAGGUUCAGCUGUCGAUAUUGCUCGUCCUGGUAGUGGACAAUUAGUUGCUAAAGCAAUGGUUAUAACCUUAAUUUGUGGCGCUUUUGCUGCUAUAGUUGUACUUAUUGAACACAAAUUAUGGCAUGAUAAAUGGACUGUUCUUCUUACAAUGAAUGGAUGUUUAACUGGAAUGAUUUCCUCCUGUGCUGGAUGCAACCAAAUGGAAAUGUGGGGAACUGUAAUAACUGGGAUGGGUGGAGGACUUUUUUACAUUGGAUUUUCUAAAUUAUUGCUAAAGCUUCGAAUUGACGACCCCCUCGAUGCAUUUGCGGUACACGCUGGUGGCGGUCUUUGGGGUCUUAUCUCUGUUUGUAUUGUUAGUAAUCAGCCUGGUAGAGGGUUGAUUUAUGCUUUGUUUAGUUGGUCAUUAACUACAAUUUUACAUGCGAUAUUGCAAUUUGGUUGGCAACUUUUGGCUGCAAUUGUCAUCAUUUUAUGGUCUGGAUUACUGGUUAUUCCAUUAUUUGGGUUUCUUAAAUUAGUGCACAAAUUUCGUGUUCCUGCCGAUAUUGAGCGCAAAGGAAUUGACAUCUGGAAACAUGGGGAAGAUGCUUAUCCAUUGGUAGCUUAUGGACAUGGUUGGGAUGAAAUGGAAGGAAAUAUUGAACAAAUGAUUAAUCAACACGAAGUUGAGAAAAAAUUAAAAGAUAGAAUGCAACAACAUCCUUCAACAAAUACAUCAACCAGUCCUCGAUAUGUUGCUACGAUUUGGCAUGAUCCGGAUAAAUAUGGGACGUUGAACCGAAGGGUUAGUUUAUUUAAAUAA